AUGUUCAAGAAAGACAUCACCUCCAAGCCGAAGCAGAAGCUCAAGUCUUCCGUCCAGCGCUCCCUCCGCGACUCGCUGCUCUCGAGCUACCCCCUUCUGAACCCCUAUAUCGAAGAAGUGAUGCCCAAAAAGGCCUCUCUCGAGCAGAUGAAGCUGCCCGACCGCUGCUCGCUCUUCGUUUGCGAGCAGCAGCCCCUCUUCUACCAGCAGGACAACGCCACCCUCGUCCCGCACCUCAAGCUCGUCCACCGCUUCCCGCAAGCUUUUCCGACAAUCCGCAUCGACCGCGGCGCCAUCCGCUUCGUGCUGUCGGGCGCCACGCUCAUGGCUCCCGGGCUGACGAGCGCCGGUGGGCGGUUGCCUGAGCCUCGGGAGGGCGCCGAGGGCGUCGACGAGGAAGGGAGGUGGAGCCGAGAGCUGGAGAAGGGUGAGCCGGUUGUUAUUAUGGCGGAGGGCAAGACGGAGGCGUGUGCUGUUGGGUUCUUGGUUGCCGGUACCAAGGAAGUGAAGGAUAAGGGCAAGGGGCCUGUGGUGGAGGAGGCGCAUUUCCUCGGCGAUGGUCUGUGGAGGCUCGGAACGGACUAG
Molecule: messenger RNA, 585 nt
Organism: Colletotrichum abscissum
Lineage: Eukaryota; Fungi; Ascomycota; Sordariomycetes; Glomerellales; Glomerellaceae
Product: PUA domain-containing protein
Exons: 2
Coding region: 1-585 (194 amino acids)
Biological process (GO): formation of translation preinitiation complex
Molecular function (GO): RNA binding
Source: RefSeq, a predicted model, not a curated record